This is a messenger RNA of Physcomitrium patens, 1067 nucleotides long. RefSeq lists its product as uncharacterized. NCBI's taxonomy places the organism in Eukaryota, Viridiplantae, Streptophyta, Bryopsida, Funariales, Funariaceae. The record is from RefSeq and is a predicted model, not a curated record.
GGCGUCGGAAUUUUUUUGUCCCCGUUCCUGGAAAUUGAAUUGCGUUGCCGACUGCCGUCUGCCGACAAGGGUGAGGAUCUCAGCAGGCUGUUCUAUACGAGCUCUAAUUCUAUCUUUGAAUCUAUUGCCAGAGAAUAAGAGUUCCAGGAGGAGGAGGAGGCGAGAGCUUGGAUGCCAUUGUGGCAGGUCGAGAUGAGAGGCCUCUCCCGCUUGGCGUAAUGAGGCGCGGUCUAAGUUAUCAUUUGGAGAUGCGCACGGGGUCCAGGGGCUGCAAGAAGGUUCACAGUGCUAACUUUGGUCAGGACAGAGAACUGGUGGGAAUUUCUCAUGAUGUUGCUAGGUUGUGCAUUUUGGGUGAAACAAAGUUCCUAGGGCUGCAGAAGAACCAGCUGAAUCACUGGGAGGAUCGCUAUUUAAUAGCUCAGAAGUUUAGUGGAGAUCCUCGGAUGAUUGGCCUCGCCGAAGACCACCGUAAGAAGGAUAGGGAUCACUUGAAUUGGGAUCCGGGCAUGAAGAAACGGUUGCACGCGUUGACUUUGGACGUUCACAAGCUUAUUAAAUCUGAAGCCCAAGAGGAAGCUGCAGCACCGCAACAAGCACCCGCAGUACACAACCAGAACAGCAACGGCGACGUGAUUCCUGCUGCCUUGGGUGAUGAGGAGUCUCCUUUCGACAUUGAUAGCGCUCUUUGCAUUGAGGGUGGCGCUGAUCUGGUAAACUGGGCUUGCACCAUAGAAUCCCUGCAAAGAAUCAUUCCAAUGUUUCCAUAUGAAAUUAUUAUAGCGUUGCUUCAUGGUGAAAUCGGUCGUCUGGAAGCUGAAAACAACGGUUUGAGAGCCAGGCUAGGUGAAAUCGCUCGCGUUGUGUAAUGUACAUAUAGUUGAAGUUGUGCAUACACUUUGGUCUGCUUGUGCUGUUUCGUUGUUCUUGUAAAAACAUCAUGUAUCAACAUCGUAGUGAUGUUCUCUUGGUGAGGGGAUCAAAUUUUGUUGUAUAAUGAUAUGGGUGCCGAAUGUGGGCACCUCCAAACUGUUAGGUCGGUAUCGAUCAAUAUUCUCAGCACUGCA